Messenger RNA from Xiphias gladius (swordfish), 1207 nucleotides. Its product is annotated as toll-interleukin 1 receptor (TIR) domain containing adaptor protein. The coding region runs from base 39 to 854 and encodes 271 amino acids. Gene Ontology annotation, biological process: signal transduction. Lineage: Eukaryota; Metazoa; Chordata; Actinopteri; Istiophoriformes; Xiphiidae. The transcript is spliced from 3 exons. The record is from RefSeq and is a predicted model, not a curated record.
CACUGUCACUGGGUUAUGGCACAUAGUUGCAACAGUUCAUGGUUCAGCUACUAUAUCUGAGCAAAUGGGGUAGAGAAAAUCCAUUUAACAUUUCUUUACCAGAAGGAGAGGAGUUGAACAGACAUGACAAUGUUAACAACAUGCAGGGUUGGUUCCAAAAACUCUUGAAAUCAAGAGUAUCAUUAUCAACACAAAAUGAACAACAAGUGACCAGUGUAUCAACAUCAACUUCAGUUACAUAUUCAUCCGGUUCUUCAUCAUCAUCAUCAUCCACAGAGACAGCCUCUUCUAGACCAAAAAAGCUACACUCUGUUCUGAACUCACAGCUGAGAUGGAGACGAAAAUAUGACUUGCUUGUGUGCCAUAGCCUUGCCGACAGUGACAUUGAAGAAGCUAAACGCCUGGUCUCUUUCCUGGAGGCAUCACCCCGCGGCCUUAGGUGUUUUCUAUGGCAGAGGGACGUCUGUGUAGGAGGUGCAGUUUUCACAGAAUUCUGCCAGGCUGUGCAGGAGAGCCACUUGCAGGCUCUGCUUAUCACUCCUAACUUCCUGGAGGAAGACUGGUGCAAGUAUAUGAUGCACCAGGCUCUGGCGGAGGGGCCUAUGUCCAAUCGGCUGAUUCCUCUGAUACAGAACCUGUCCCACUCUCAGUACCCUCAGGAACUUAAGUUCUACUUCUACAUUAACCUGAGCAGUAACGCUGACCAAGGUUAUAGUCUAAUCAACAAGACUGUAGUCACUUACCUGGAAGACCUGGUUAAAAAGGAGAAGACCCAUGACUGCAACAUGGACAGCUCUAGCAAUGGAACAAGCGGGGAGGGCAGCUCACAAGAAGACAAACUGAUCAAACAAUGACCCCGCUGAGGCUUCAAUUCCGCUGGAAGUUAUGCAGAAGAGAAAUUGAAGCUUUAAUGAUGUUUACAGUGAGAAUGAUCAACAGUAAUUAGAGAAAAUGUUGAAGGACAAGACGCUUUGAUUGGAAAAACACUGCUGCUAUUGACUGAACUCGAUUUUAGAAAUGUUUUCAUCACAUCAUGUUAUUAUUAAAAGGAAAGUUAAGCUACAGUGUUGUUACUUAGACUUUUCCUCUUUUUCUCUCUCCUUUGUUGUGCAUAAUAAACACUGGGUUUGUGGUAAGGAUGUUCAUACUGUGAACAGGAAAUAUGUUAUUCCAAGCAGCACAGAGCUUAUUUCCUGUAUCAGAUCUA